Molecule: messenger RNA, 3476 nt
Organism: Liolophura sinensis
Lineage: Eukaryota; Metazoa; Mollusca; Polyplacophora; Chitonida; Chitonidae
Product: phosphatidylinositol N-acetylglucosaminyltransferase subunit H-like
Exons: 5
Coding region: 1012-1452 (146 amino acids)
Biological process (GO): GPI anchor biosynthetic process
Cellular component (GO): glycosylphosphatidylinositol-N-acetylglucosaminyltransferase (GPI-GnT) complex
Source: RefSeq, a predicted model, not a curated record
CAUGGAUCAUUAAAUUAAGUCAAAAGCCUUGUAAGGCCCAGGCUGAAAAACCUGUUUCGUUCCAGACAUUACAUGGUAGAGGAACAUCUAAUUGUCAUGGACCUAAUAUGGGAAAAGUAACAAAUUUUGAAAUAAAAAUAGGAGACAAGAUGUUAAGAUUAAGUCGAAUCUACAUUUCAGGAGCCCAGCGAGUUCACAUAGGUGUUUAGGUGAGGAUUCUUGCAAACUAAUGUGGCUAAGACGCAAUUUUACAGUUGCUGCUCUGAUGAGCCAGUGAAUCCAGUUAUGCGAGAUGCAUAGUCAAUGUUGCCAGUGCAGUAAAUUCACACCUUUCACCAUGUUUAGCCACGUUAAUUGUCCCCCCACACUGUCUCAUCCUAACCUGUAUGAACUUUUGAGACCCCUGAAAUGUGGAUUUGCUUAUUUUUCCAGUAAGCCUGUUCUGCUCAACAUAUAUGUUGCCAGAACAGUUUUAUUUAGCGGCACCCUAGUCCCUAUGCAAGUCCCAAUAUGACUGUUUUAAAGUUUUGACUUGACACAAUUUCAUAUUGAGUCAAGGCAUCCAUUUCUUGCCCUCGGCCUUUUCUUCUGUCAUGGCAAACGGCUGCUCUUUCAAACUGAUGAAAUCCAAACCCAAAUCUGCGUCUAGAUCUUGAUUGCACAUUACACUGGUUGUCCAAGAUACUGCUGAUACCGGUACACAUUCGCGCACCGGUCAAUUUCUUGAUUUUUACCCCCAGCUUGACAAGGGACCCACAGUAAAUAACAACCAGUCAGCACCGAUUAAUGUUCUGCUCCCAUCGGCAACAAUUGAAGAAAUUCUCUUAUGACUUCUCUUAUUUCUUAGAAUUUUGCCAAUGGUGCAUAUAUCUAUGUAUUUAUCGACCUUCACGGCCCAGAAGCACGGUAGAGCGUCCGCGUCUGAAGCGGUAGAUCCAGGAUCAAUCCUUGAUCGAGUCACACCUAAGACUUUAAAAGAGGAAGUUGUAACUUCCUUGCUUGGCGUUCAGCAUGAAGGGGAUAGUGCAAAGGCUGGUUGACCCAUAUCAGUAUAAUGGCUCGGGCGGGGCGACUUACUUGCCUUCGCUUCCAAAGUGGUCAGCCUGGGUGCCCGUAGUACUGCUACUGGUGUUGGUGUGGAAGUUAACUCUCACAGUUACCGAAGAAAGCAUUCUGGUGCUGAGGUCAUGCGGACUCCAAGUGAAGACGACAUAUCUGAUUGGUCGAUCAGCAACACAGUUUGUGGACAUGGCUCAAGUAAAGGACAUUGUCAUUAAUGAAGGCAUUAGAAUGCACCAAGUCAUCUGUUACCUCUCUGUACUAUUGACUCCUAGGCCUGGAUCUGAUGAAAAUGGAUUAUUCCCCCUGUUUAUGAAUUCCCUUCCCAAAGUGGGUGUUUUGCGAGAAAUCUAUGGUGGAGUGAAACCACUGCUGGUCAGAAGAGGUGACUGAUGACCAGUUACUGCAGAUGACCAUUGUACUAACAAUGUUUCCCGAAUGAAAACAGACCAGCCGACUGGGUGAGAACUUUACAGGAGAAUGUAACUCUCACAAUGUUCAUUGUGGUUGUAAGAGCUGGUAGCCUGCCCCUAUUUGACCUGUUAGAUGGAUACGCUGUUGACAGAUUUAAGUGGCAUAGUCACACAGUGUUUACUGUGUUCCAUGGUUUGUUGAAUUUCGGCAUUCUCAGUCUGUGAUCUGCUGCUUUGCUAGCUGUGCCCAACUGUACUGAAACAAUGAUGUAUUGCAGGAGGGAACAAAAGAGAUCAUUUCUUGUAGUGACUUUUCGUAAGGCAGACAAUGUUUACCAUUCAUGCAUCUUAUAAUUCAAACGGUGUACACAAAAAUUGUCCUGUGAGGAAAAUGGUUGUCCAAGUUUGUCAGAAGAAGAGAUUGUUCUUUCUGAUUGACGUUACAUGAACUAUAGAGAUCCAAUGUUUGACGUAUUUGACAGGUCAUCAUGACAUGUAAUGUUCUGUCAGUAUUUGUACUAAGUCAGAAUUCACACUGUUGCUGAUAUAAAAUCUCAUUUUCUCAUGAUUUAUUUAUUUUAUUUAUUUAUUUCAUUGGAGUUUUUGGCUGUAUUCAAGAAUAUUUCACUUGUACGACAAUGACCCGCAUUAUGGUGAGAGGCAACUCGCCAGAGGCAUGCUGGCAGACCUUCCCAUGCAUGAUCAGAGAGGAAGCCUAUAUGAGCUGGACUUGAACUCACAGUGUUAGCAUUGUUGAUAGGCUCCUGAGCCAUUGUGCUGCACUGACAGGAUAUCAACAAAACCAUGGAGGGCCUCUAGCUUCAUUAAGAAGAGAUAUAUCAGAAAUGUGGCCUUUUUUAACAAGCUUUAGGCCAUGUUCAUUUGCUUCUGUGUUUCUUGUCAUGCAGACAUGCUUAAUUUAGUUCAAGUGAUUUUAACCAGAAAACAAUUCAAAAAAUUUUAACAUAUUAUAGAGAAUUGUAGAGGUGCUUGUGCCUGUCUUUCAGAAAAAAGAUUCAAGUGUAUAUCUCGAAAUCUGAUGACAGAUGACCACGCCAUGUGUGGAGGUGAAAAGGCAUUGAGUUGUUCACUGCAUUCUGGCAUUGCAUUACUGCUUGGUAACUGAACUGGUGACAAGAAACGAAAAAUCAACUAUGUGUGGCCUCAUGGCAUGAUAUUGAUGCAUAUAUGGGUUGUAAUGUCUCUAUAAAUUCCUUGAGUAAACUGUUAGCUAUUGGGGGCUCAGAAUUACAAUUUAGUCAGCCUAUGUGUAUGAGUUGUAAUGUGAUCUGCUGUAUAUAUGUAUUGAAAUUGAGAGAAGCGUAAUCCUCGUGUGAUAAAGGCUUACCUUGAACUUGUCAUUGUGUUGAUGUGGUUAGUUUUCAAGCAGGCCAAUACACUUGUGAUACGUAUACAAAUACAAUUAUUGACAGCAUACCAGAUAACCAUUAAAGUACACCUUGUGUAGACAAAACGUCUUUUCAGCUGUGAAGCCACUGUCAGUAGUGAAGCACUCCUUAGCACAGCUCUUACAUGUGUACUUGUUUGUGUGGGUAAGAAUUUACUGACUGGUUGUGUGCGUGGAGAUGCAAUGUGUCACCUGGUUGUGCACUAGCAUUUUCUGUUUUGAAAUGUGUUUAUGUAAAUUCUCAUAUUUGAAGCAAGUUUCUAUUCAUGGACAUUUGUUGGUCCCUGUUAAAAUACUCAAAUUAAGGAAAGAAUUUAAGUCUUAGGUAAAUAAUCUUGUCCUUUCUCUUUUUGGUAAUUUUAUUAUAAUACAUUGUUGUGUGAAAUAAUGACAGGAAUUUACAUAGACCUCCAGUGUGUUUUUACAUACAGUACUAUUUGUAAGCCAUUUAUGUAUAUCAUGAGAAUUUUUCUCUAAAUAAUGCUGCACGAACUAUGGUGGGUGGAAAAGUAUGAUUAGCUUGUCAUUAAUUUAUAAUAUUAAGUGUGAAAAUUUUGAAUAAGAAUGAAACUGUAUUCACAUUAAAAUUCCUUUAC